AUGGCAGUCGGGUUAUAUUUUGGGGCUGUCACUGCUGCUGAGAUCGUGUCUGUGCUGCUGUUCUACACAAUGAGAUAUAAACAAGCCGACCCAGAGAACCCAGACAGUGACCAAUUCAUCGCUUCAAAGAGGCUACCAUUUGUUAACGUGGCAGCAGAAUGGCCUGGGCAAGGACUUGGUGCUGCCUGUGGGAUGGCAUAUAUUGGCAAAUACUUUGACCGGGCCAGCUACAGGGUUUUCUAUCACUUGGGAAAAGGCGAAUCUUCAGAUGGCUCUGUCUAGAAGGCAUUGGCCUUUGCUUCCUACUACAAUCUGGACAAUCUCCUGUUGAUCUUUGAUGUGAACCACCACUCUGGGUACAGUGGCUCCAUGUCCCUUAAACACUGCAUUCAGGUCUAUCUGAAGCAUUGUGAAGCUUUUGGUUGUAAUACUUACGUGGUGGAUGGCCAUGAUGUGGAAGCCGUGAGCUGGGUGUUCUCAGUGGCAGCUCAAGUAAGAGCCAAGCCCACUACUGUGAUAGCCAAGACCUUCAAGGCCCGAGGCAUGCCAAAUGUCCAGGAUGCAGAAAGUUGGUAUGGAAGGCCAAUGCCAAAAGAAAGAGCAGAUGCAAGCAUCAAAUUAAUUGAGAGCCAGAUACAGACCAGCAAGAGUCUUACACCAUCACCUCUUACUGAGGACUCACCUCACAUCGGCAUCAUGACUGUAAAUGUGAUGUCUCACCCUGUUUACGGGCUAGGCGUGAUGGUGUCUACUCAGAAAGCAUGUGGUUUAUCGCUGGCUGGACUGAGCCAUGCAAAUGAAGUCAUUAUGCUGAAUGGUGACCCCAAGAACUCCAACUUUGCUGAGAUAUUCAAGAAAGAGCACCCCGGUCAAUUCAUUGAGUGCUUUGUUGCUGGACAAAAUAUAGUAAGUGUACUGGCUGUUCUGUGCCACCCGUGACCGACCAUUGCUUUUGCCUGCACCUUUGCUGCCUUCACACGAGCAUUUGAUCAGAUUCGCAUGGGAGCCAUCUCUCAAAUCAACGUCAAUCUCACUGGUACCCAUUGUGGGGUAUCCACUGUUGAUGACAGCCCCUACCACAUCACCUUGGAGGACUUGGCCAUGUUCCAAACUGUUCCCAACUGCACUAUUUUCUAUCCAUGUGAUGGCAUCUCCAUGGAGCAUGCUGUUUAUUUAGCAGCCAAUACCAAGGGAAUAUGCUUUAUUCACAUCAGCUGA
Molecule: messenger RNA, 1218 nt
Organism: Nannospalax galili (Upper Galilee mountains blind mole rat)
Lineage: Eukaryota; Metazoa; Chordata; Mammalia; Rodentia; Spalacidae
Gene: Tktl1
Product: transketolase like 1
Molecular function (GO): thiamine pyrophosphate binding; transketolase activity
Source: RefSeq, a predicted model, not a curated record